Saitoella complicata NRRL Y-17804 is the source of this 1416-nucleotide messenger RNA. RefSeq lists its product as uncharacterized. Gene Ontology annotation, cellular component: membrane. The record is from RefSeq and is a predicted model, not a curated record. NCBI's taxonomy places the organism in Eukaryota, Fungi, Ascomycota, Saitoellomycetes, Saitoellales, Saitoellaceae. Gene Ontology annotation, molecular function: transmembrane transporter activity. Gene Ontology annotation, biological process: transmembrane transport. The transcript has a single exon. Bases 1 to 1416 code for a protein of 471 amino acids.
AUGUCUUUCCCCCACGAAUGCGUCUUCAUCGCAACGCUCUGCUGCGCCCAACUCAUGACGCAAGCCGCGCUCGCGCAGGCUAUUACGCCGUUACACAUCAUCGGCUAUGCGUUCGGUACGUCCAAUCCGGGCGAACUGUCCUGGUUUGCGGCGUCGUACUCCCUUACCGUCGGUACCUUCAUCUUAAUCGCGGGGAGACUGGGUGACAUGUAUGGCCAUAAACUGGUAUUUGUGUGUGGGUUCGCGUGGUUCGGACUCUGGUCCCUCAUCUCCGGCCUAUCCGGCUACUCCCGCUCACAAGUCUUCUUCGACAUCUGCCGCGCACUACAAGGCAUGGGCCCAGCUUUUGUCCUCCCGAACGCACUCGCCAUUUUCGGAAGAUUCUACGCACUCCGUCCACGGCGAAAGGAAAUGGUCUUUGCGUUGUUUGGAGCGACUGCGCCGACUGGCUUCGUGGUUGGGAGUAUCUUUUCGGCACUUACGGCUGUUGAGGGUGGGGAGAGGGGUUGGGCGUGGACGUAUUAUGCUUCGGCGAUAUUCUGUGUGUUAUUGGCGGUGGGGAGUGUGUGGAUCAUUCCGCACGUUCCAAAUGAUAUGGAUAAUACGGAGACGUUCGAUUAUGCUGGUGCGGUUACGGGUGUGGUGGGAUUGGUGCUCGUCAAUUUUGCGUGGAAUCAGGGACCUGUCGUGGGGUGGAAUGUGCCGUAUACGUACAUCCUCCUCAUCGUCGGGAUCCUCUUCCUCUGUGCGUUCGUAUGGGUUGAGAAGAGGGCGAAACAUCCUUUGGUCCCAUUCAACGCUCUCACGUCCGAGACUGGGUACGUGUUGGCGUGUAUCUGGGCUGGAUGGUCUUCGUUCGGGAUCUGGGUCUUUUACUUGUGGCAGUUCCUGCAGAUCGAACGUGGUGUCACCCCGAUCCUCGCCACGGCGAUGUUUACCCCGGUCAUUAUCUCCGGUCUCUGUGCCGCGCUCGUUUGUGGGUGGUUGUUGUCACGUAUCCGCACUUCAGUCCUGAUGACAAUCUCAAUGGUCGCUUUCACGGUGGGGAACAUCAUGGUCGCUGUAGCACCCGUGCACCAAACAUAUUGGGCCUUAACCUUCGUCGCAAUUUGCAUCAUGCCCUGGGGUAUGGACAUGUCCUUCCCCGCCGCAACCAUAUCUCUCUCAAAUUUCAUGCCAAGGCAGCAUCAGGGGAUUGCGGCGAGUUUGGUGAACACCGUUGUUAACUAUAGUAUCUCGAUUGGGUUGGGUGUUGCGGGGACGGUGGAGAGUAGGGUCAAUCGGGAUGGGACGAAUGGGUUGAAGGGAUAUAGGAGUGCGUGGUAUACUGCGAUUGGGUUUGCGGGGGUUGGGGUUGCUGUGAGUCUGUUGUUUGUGGUCAGGACUUGGAGGAGGUGGGAGAAACCUGAGGGAUGA